AUGGGCUUUUUCAGAUCUCUCAAGGGCAAAGUCGAUGUCGGCACCGAUAACCCGCAGACAAACUCAGAGUACGACGAGUACUCGACCGCGGAAGAAAAGCGCCGUGUCUUCGGACACUCCUCAUCAAGUACCACAAACGACGAAUACAGCCCACCUCCGGGACCACCUCCGUCUCACCAAACCCAUAUACAAUCCGACUUUGCUCCUCCUCCUGGACCUCCUCCCCACUUCACCAAGCGCGUACAAGAGAAUGACGGCGACGAAGACACGUACGCUCCUCCAUCUGGACCGCCUCCUGGAAACCCACCACCCUACCACGACUGGACGGUGAUCCCAGACACAGCACUGCUCCCCCCGCCUCCGCCCUUGCCACAAGACUACUCUCCGACUAACAAUGCAAGCUACGACUCGGCCGCGCGCGCCCACGAAUGGUGCGCCCAGCACCCUGUCUACACGCCCUCCGUUCCAUCGCGCGAGAUCCACAGCCUUGCAGCGGCAGGCCACUUGACGCUCGAACGGCCGCCGGCGCAACUUGUAGGACCCAACAGUCGAAACUUUUCUCUCCGCCAACAGACGCCAACGACAUGGUCCAUCCGCACGUCAACCUCUCAGCAAGAUACGAUCAUCAUGUCGAGUAUCCCACUGUACUUUGCGGCCGUCGACCACCCUUCCAUCACCGGUCGGUCCAAGACAAUCUCGUUCGAGAUCCACGUGUACAAGAUCACCAAUGCCAACUCGGGUAUCGCCAUUGGCUACGCAGCCAAGCCGUACCCUCCGUGGCGGCUGCCGGGCUGGCAUCGCGCAAGCAUCGGCGUGCACGGCGACGACGGACGGCGCUUUGUCAACGAUCCGUGGGGCGGACGUGAUUUCGUCGAGGCCUUUCGACCCGGCGAGACCAUCGAGGUAGGUAUGCGCUUCUCGACGACACCGAUACCGGCACCUGCUGGAUCUGGACCGGGGAAAGUGAAGACUACCGCGUUCGUUACGCGCGACGGACGCACGAACAAGGAUUGGGAAUGGGAAAUCGACGAAGAACGAGACGAGCGUGACGAGGGGAUUGAUGGAUUAAUGGGCGAUGGUGAUUUGUAUCCUGCGCUCGGGGUAUUUGGCGGCGUCGAAUUCGAGGUACGGUUUCGGCAGAAUAACUAG
Molecule: messenger RNA, 1149 nt
Organism: Exophiala spinifera
Lineage: Eukaryota; Fungi; Ascomycota; Eurotiomycetes; Chaetothyriales; Herpotrichiellaceae
Exons: 1
Coding region: 1-1149 (382 amino acids)
Source: RefSeq, a predicted model, not a curated record